AUGGCAGAUGUAUCGCAUGGAAUGCCCAGAGAUACUGUUCGACACGUUGGCGAUCUAGGCAAUAUUGAAGUAAAUGCUGAUGGUGGAGCCUAUGUUGCAAUGCGUGAUGAUGUCAUUUCACUAGGAUUUAAUAAGACAAGAACUGUGAUUGGUUUACCUCUCAUGAUUCACAAUUUGACUGAUGAUGGAGGCCACACUGGCAAGGGCGAAAGUAACACAACUGGAAAUGCUGGUCCCCGUAUAGCAUGUGGAACAAUACGUCUUGGUUGA
This is a messenger RNA of Rotaria sp. Silwood1, 270 nucleotides long. NCBI's taxonomy places the organism in Eukaryota, Metazoa, Rotifera, Eurotatoria, Philodinida, Philodinidae. The record is from the annotation of a GenBank genome assembly.